Fusarium verticillioides 7600 is the source of this 807-nucleotide messenger RNA. RefSeq lists its product as hypothetical. Bases 1 to 807 code for a protein of 268 amino acids. The transcript is spliced from 3 exons. Lineage: Eukaryota; Fungi; Ascomycota; Sordariomycetes; Hypocreales; Nectriaceae. The record is from RefSeq and is a predicted model, not a curated record.
AUGACCAAAGUAGCCACAGUUCUAAUGACCCUCCUGGGUACUGCAUUCGCUCAGAUCGACAGAACCUGUAUCGACAUCGCCUUCAACUCCGAAACAAACACACUAUCGGGCAAAUGCCAGCCUCGCGAUAACUCAGGCUACAUCCCCUCCGAGCUGGACCUCAACGACUGUUUCGGCUACGACGGCACUACCAUUACACCAACUUAUCAUGGAAACUUCGCUGAAAGCUGUCACGGGUGUGAGAUGUUCGUAGCGCCUGAUCCGUGGUAUGGCGGUGCGGAGUACUGGAUCAGAUGUACUUGUGAGGGGCAGAGUGAAAAGGUCGCUGUCCCUCUUGCCCCUGAUACUGUGAUCCGACCUUUCACGAUUGACUGGGAUGUGUAUACGGUCGACAAUUGGACCUCAGGAGAGGGAGAUAUUGACACCUGGGGUGAUGCCCAUCGAUAUCACCGCUUCAUCAUUGAUCGUGAGUGGAACCCGUAUGAAAUGUACCAUAACUAUCAGUUGCAAAACGACCACAUCAGACCGAUGCUCGACCGUCCCUGGGGAAGCAAGGGGGUUGCGAGGGGAGAUGAUGGGUGUUGGACGGAUCGUGAGUGGACACGCGUGGUUCGCCGCGAAGAUCGCAUACCGCCUUGUGAGGUAAAGGGGGAAGACGAGGAUGGGGAUCAUCCCUUGUUGAUUUGCGACGACUGGAGGUUACCAGAAUGGAUCCAUGGCCAGAGCUAUCAGGAGAUUGAAAAGGCUAUCGGCGAGCGCUGGACCGAUCUUUAUGUCACAAGGGUCAUUACCCCUAGAUUCCCUUAG